Exophiala bonariae is the source of this 675-nucleotide messenger RNA. RefSeq lists its product as uncharacterized. The transcript has 2 exons. The record is from RefSeq and is a predicted model, not a curated record. NCBI's taxonomy places the organism in Eukaryota, Fungi, Ascomycota, Eurotiomycetes, Chaetothyriales, Herpotrichiellaceae. Bases 1 to 675 code for a protein of 224 amino acids.
AUGCUCGUUAAGACAUCUACCAUCGCCAUGUUCAUGGCUGUUGCCUCUGUCUCGGCAAAGGCAAAGCCGCACGCACAGAGCGUGCAACCCGAUUUUGGCUUUUGCGUUCCGACCAUGAAGUUCGAGGGAGGCUUGGGAGGUCGACAGGCUGAUGAGUUUGCCUUCCGUCCCAUCGAUCCUGUUGUUGCCCAAGAGCAGAAUUCGGCCAUGGAUCCAAACAUCAUCGCCGCUCAAAUCUGCGAGGCACUCGCAGGCGCUUGUGAGGCCAACGAGGCUGCCCAAGCGCUCUGCCUCGAUGCCAAAGCCCAGAUCAAAGCAUUGGGCACUCGUGACCAGACCACAGCCGACAACUGGAACGACAUCAUCGCCAGUGGUCACACCCCCGCCGUGACACCCGAACUCAAGAAGAGAGAUCCCACUUCCCGACCUGAAAGACGCCAGAUUGAGUUUAGACCAUGUGAUGCGGAACGAUGGAUCGACGAUUGCACCGGCUGGCCCAGAAAGAGAGAAGAGUCCGUCUCUGAGGCCGCCCCUGUCAAGAGAUCCGAGGCCAUGCAAUACAGCACUCCAGUCAAGCGAGACACCUCGUCCAGCGAACACCUCAACAAGAGACAAAUCCCCUUCCGACCCUGUGACGCCGAACAAUGGAUUGAUGACUGCACUGGCUGGCCUUGA